AUGGAGUUGAAGGAGACAUUAUCACAUGUCGGGGUCCUUUGCAGUGCUCAGUUGGCUGAAGUCGCCACCGUCUCGCUAGUGCAUAUGUACAGGUUAUUCCAGGGCCCGGUGAGAAACAACGGCUACUUGUUUGUAGAUGCGAACGUUUCCAGGCACCAGAAAAGCGAUGAGAAGGCCGAGCUGUGUGUCAGAGAGCCGAGAAGACGCCGAGAAACGGUGAACACAACAUCAGAGCUGAGGUCAAAACCAUUGAGUAGACCAGCAGGCCACGGGGACGCUCCCGAGGGCCGGGGGAGAGAGGACAGUCCCCAGCGAGGGCGGCGGAGAGCCGGCGCUCCCCGAAGAGCAGGUGGGGAGCGACGUGGGCCACCACCCACGGCUGCCACCACCCACAAGCGCCACCACCCACGGCUGCCACCACCCACGGCUGCCACCACCCACGAGUGCCACCACCCACGGCUGCCACCACCCACGGCUGCCACCACCCACGGCUGCCACCACCCACGAGUGCCACCACCCACGGCUGCCACCACCCACAAGCGCCACCACCCACGGCUGCCACCACCCACGGCUGCCACCACCCACGAGUGCCACCUCCCACGAGCGCCACCACCCACGGCUGCCACCACCCACGAGCGCCACCUCCCACGGCUGCCACCUCCCACGAGUGCCACCACCCACGAGCGCCACCACCCACGGCUGCCACCACCCACGAGCGCCACCUCCCACGGCUGCCACCUCCCACGAGCGCCACCACCCACGAGCGCCACCACCCACGGCUGCCACCACCCACGAGCGCCACCACCCACGAGUGCCACCACCCACGGCUGCCACCACCCACGAGUGCCACCACCCACGAGUGCCACCACCCACGAGCGCCACCACCCACGAGUGCCACCACCCACGGCUGCCACCACCCACGAGUGCCACCACCCACGGCUGCCACCUCCCACGAGCGCCACCACCCACGAGCGCCACCACCCACGGCUGCCACAUCCCACGAGUGACACCUCCCACGGCUGCCACCACCCACGGCUGCCACCACCCACGAGCGCCACCACCCACGAGCGCCACCACCCACGGCUGCCACCACCCACGGCUGCCACCACCCACGAGCGCCACCACCCACGGCUGCCACCACCCACGAGUGCCACCACCCACGGCUGCCACCACCCACGGCUGCCACCACCCACGAGCGCCACCACCCACGGCUGCCACCACCCACGAGUGCCACCACCCACGGCUGCCACCACCCACGAGCGCCACCACCCACGGCUGCCACCACCCACGGCUGCCACCACCCACGGCUGCCACCACCCACGAGCGCCACCACCCACGGCUGCCACCUCCCACGAGCGCCACCACCCACGAGCGCCACCUCCCACGAGCGCCACCACCCACGAGCGCCACCACCCACGAGUGACACCACCCACGGCUGCCACCACCCACGGCUGCCACCACCCACGAGCGCCACCACCCACGGCUGCCACCACCCACGAGCGCCACCACCCACGAGCGCCACCACCCACGGCUGCCACCUCCCACGAGCGCCACCACCCACGAGCGCCACCUCCCACGAGCGCCACCACCCACGGCUGCCACCACCCACGAGUGCCACCUCCCACGAGUGCCACCACCCACGAGCGCCACCACCCACGAGUGCCACCACCCACGAGCGCCACCACCCACGGCUGCCACCACCCACGAGCGCCACCACCCACGGCUGCCACCACCCACGGCUGCCACCACCCACGAGCGCCACCACCCACGAGCGCCACCUCCCACGAGCGCCACCACCCACGAGCGCCACCACCCACGAGCGCCACCUCCCACGGCUGCCACCACCCACGAGCGCCACCACCCACGGCUGCCACCUCCCACGGCUGCCACCACCCACGAGCGCCACCUCCCACGGCUGCCACCACCCACGGCUGCCACCACCCACGGCUGCCACCACCCACGAGCGCCACCACCCACGGCUGCCACCACCCACGGCUGCCACCACCCACGGCUGCCACCACCCACGGCUGCCACCACCCACGAGCGCCACCACCCACGGCUGCCACCACCCACGAGCGCCACCACCCACGGCUGCCACCUCCCACGGCUGCCACGCGGGAGCCUCUCUGUCUUGGAGACGGCAUCUACGUCCUCUCCCUUUGA
Messenger RNA from Perognathus longimembris pacificus (Pacific pocket mouse), 2163 nucleotides. RefSeq names its product basic proline-rich protein-like. The transcript is spliced from 4 exons. Lineage: Eukaryota; Metazoa; Chordata; Mammalia; Rodentia; Heteromyidae. The record is from RefSeq and is a predicted model, not a curated record. The coding region runs from base 1 to 2163 and encodes 720 amino acids.